AUUAUUAUUAUUUUAUUAUUAGUCCCUUGGGUUCCUAGUGGAACAUAGGGCUUCAGUAGCACGCCUCCAGUGACCUCUGUUCUCUGAGAUCUUUUGAACCUGGUUCCACGACAGCCCAGAAGCUCUCAUUUCCUCCUCGCAUGACCUCCUCCAUGUCACCCUCGGCACCGACGUCCAACUCGUCGCUUCCCAUGGGGAUUCCACUCGAGGGCCUGACGCGUGAUGUCCUCAGUCGGCCUUCUCAGUGCAUGGCCAAUCCAUCUCCACUUCUUCCUGCAUAUUUGUUGCGUGAUAGGUUCUUGGUUGGUUCGUUGCCAGAGUUCCUUGUUGCUUAUUUUUUCUGGCCAUCUGAUCUUCAGCAGCGAGCGUAAGCAGUUGUUGAUGAAUGUCUGUAGUUUAUUGGAAAUCCCUUUUGUGACGCGCCAAGUCUCUCAACCAUACAGAAGCACUGACUUGACUGAGGUUGGUGUUGAAAAUCCGGAUAUUGUUCCACAUGCUGAGUGCAGAAGAUCUCCACACUGGUUUCAGUCUAAUGAAGGUCUAUCUUGCUUUUCCGAUUCUGACUUUGACGCCCUCGUCUGUGCCUGUGCUGCCUGAAGUUGAAACAGUGCUUCCUAGAUAGGUGAAGGAGGUUACUUCCUUUAAGUUUCUCCCAUUGAUGGUGGUUGGAGCUUGUUGUUGUUGUUGUUGGUGGUGGUGGUGGUGUGGUUUCUUCAUCACUUCUGUCUUCUCUCUCUAUACAUGAACAAAAACCGAAACUUUACACUCAAAAACGUUUUGUGAAACCACUUUCUCUACCUUGACCUUAACAAUUCAUUUUGUUGAUUUUGUCAAUUUCAGUUCACUUCACUUUGGUAUACUUCUCUUCUCUAUUAAUCACCAUUAUCACCAAUUUUCAUUUCAUUGAUAACAUUUGAUCCAUAUUUCACUAUUUAAUAUCAAUUCAUACCUUAUUCAUUGACCUAUUUUGUAUGUUUGAGUUCAAUUAUCACCGUUUUACAAUUCUUUGUCAGCACUUGUUGCUUAUCUCACCACUUGUUAUAAAUUCGUUCCUCCUUUUUCAACAACCCAUUUUCUAUCUCUUCCACCACCUACACCGAUUGUAUAUUUUACAUAUUGACUGAGCAACUUUUUAGUGUAAUUAUCUAUCACUUUAUUCAGUAUAAAU
Molecule: messenger RNA, 1168 nt
Organism: Heterobilharzia americana
Lineage: Eukaryota; Metazoa; Platyhelminthes; Trematoda; Strigeidida; Schistosomatidae
Source: the annotation of a GenBank genome assembly